UAGAGGACGAGGUUGGAACACCAGCUUUCCGAGAACGUGACUGGCUCGGGUGUAAAAGCGAGACGCUCAGUGGCUCUCGCUUGACCGCCCGCGGUCAUAUCCGGCACUUCACAGCUUCAAUCACCCAACGUCGCUCUUCCCGGCUCACUUUCUCCCCUCCUCUCUUUUCACUCCACUCCAAUUCCUCCUCUCGUGUGUUGUUUCUCUUGAAGCUACACAUCGCAAAUAUGGGUGCCAUUCCGGAAGCCGACCCCGAUGAGGUCCUCGAGACAAAGCCCUUCAAGUUCGUUACUGCUGGCUACGAUGCCCGUUUCCCCCAGCAGAACCAGACCAAGCACUGCUGGCAGAACUAUGUCGACUACUACAAGUGUACCACUGCCAAGGGCGAGGACUUCCGUCCCUGCAAGCAGUUCUACCACUCUUUCCGCUCUCUUUGCCCCAAGGCCUGGACCGAUCGUUGGGACGGUCAGCGUGAGGCUGGCAACUUCCCUGUCCACCUUGACAAAUAGAUAACCAACAGC
This is a messenger RNA of Penicillium hordei, 521 nucleotides long. Its product is annotated as cytochrome c oxidase subunit VIb. NCBI's taxonomy places the organism in Eukaryota, Fungi, Ascomycota, Eurotiomycetes, Eurotiales, Aspergillaceae. Gene Ontology annotation, cellular component: respiratory chain complex IV; mitochondrion. The record is from RefSeq and is a predicted model, not a curated record. Bases 228 to 509 code for a protein of 93 amino acids. The transcript is spliced from 6 exons.